Messenger RNA from Pseudogymnoascus destructans, 1683 nucleotides. RefSeq lists its product as uncharacterized. Bases 183 to 1448 code for a protein of 421 amino acids. The record is from RefSeq and is a predicted model, not a curated record. Lineage: Eukaryota; Fungi; Ascomycota; Leotiomycetes; Thelebolales; Thelebolaceae. The transcript has 2 exons.
CAGGAGGCCUCGACCGCGGUUGGUGACGAUUUUGCUUGGUUACAAUUAUUCGGCGCCUAAACACCAAUUUGACAACAAUCAUUUUUCGGCAUUGUGGGUCUAUCCUGCUUAUUUUGAUGUGCACAAAGUUCUCAUUGCUAUAUUAUACUAACUAGGGUCAAUGUAGAUCCUCGGCCAAUAAGAUGGAUAACGACGUUGAUGCCCAGCCUGGGAGGAGCACAGAAUCACUAGGUCAAGCAGUCCGGUACCGAAAACUGGCCAUUAAGAAGAUGAUCAGUGAUUUGCUACCGGAAGAUCGAGCAAUCAUGGAUGCCUAUUUGGAGAAGUAUGAAUCGGAGGCACGACUACGAAAGAACAAGUCCAUGAAACAGCGAGAGUACAACUCGAUAGUGGCUGGUACCGCAACUGUCCCCUCCGCAGUGCCAGACCAUCAGGCAGAGAUUGGUGGAAGUAGCGCGGCCGACGCCCCCGAGGCAAACGAUGGACACGCCGGUGCCCCUGGAACGAGCCAACAAUCGACACUGGAGUCAGGCGUUCAAGGCAUGCUUGCUGUUCCUGCUACAAUCAACAAAGUUGGUGGUAGUCCUACAGCCCCUGAGGGGACUACAUCACCUGUCCGCCGCUCAGAAUUGGUCUCGGGCGAACUUGUCGAGGACAACCUCGGCGCGCAGGACACAACUCUUACAAAGGACAUACAAAAGGAAUCUAGUUCAACGACGACUUGCUCCAUGCCACGAACCCACUUUCAGAAUGGCAGCGAGAAUAAUAUCCAGUCUUCAAGGCCAAUACUAGACAAAAAUCUCAAUUUAUUAUCUUUGCAUCUCCAGGCAGCGAAUGGUCUAAUGGGAACAAUAGCAGACGACAAACACCCUAUCCUACAACUGCGGCUAGGUAGUGAUGCAAAACGAGUCAUUACCGCGGCCGUGAAAGAGACGAUUGAUGACAACAUGACAGUUUUGAAAAUGAGACACACGAGCCUAAAUUCCAUGAUGAAUGACUUGAAGGCAGAAGUCGCGGACUUGAAGGCACAGAACUUGGAUUUGGUAACAGCCAUGGCGGGCGUCAUGGCGAUGAUGAAGAAUAUGGAGGAGAACCAGACGAAAAAAGCCACAGAAGCUGUCUACUUGACACUCAAGCAUUUUCUUGCCGGAAAAACACUGGAGCUUCGUGAUAGUGGGAACGAUGACAGUAGUGUCUCAACUGAACUUGGUCUUGAAAUGGAAAAAAACUUGCCAGAUGGGUUCAACCACAAGGAACAUAUCGAGCGGGAGAAGCUCGAGAACCCUAACCACUACCCUGGCCUCUUGGAGAGAAUGUACGGGGAAGAUUGCAAUCCAGUCACGGGGACUGCCAUAAUCAACACCAGGAAUGGAAGAAAAGGCGGGAAGAAAAGGACCGGCCUCGAGAUGGAGAGCCUUGGAAUUAAGAAGCCCAAGACAACGCAGUAAUAUACGCACAACUUCUUGCUACAUUCAUAUUUAAUUUGCAUACACCUCCUCCGAAGAGGCUCCUCGAAACGACUGACAUGACCAACACGACUCAUUAUAGUAUGAGGGGUGGAUAUUACAGAAUGCUUUUAUAGUUUUUUUUUCGUGCAUACUACAUUUUAUGAUGAGAUGGAAAGGAGAUGCAAACGAGAUAAUAUUCGUUCUUUCGUUCUUUCGUUCUUUCGUUCUUUCUUAG